This is a messenger RNA of Sciurus carolinensis (gray squirrel), 375 nucleotides long. Its product is annotated as tubulin beta-4B chain-like. NCBI's taxonomy places the organism in Eukaryota, Metazoa, Chordata, Mammalia, Rodentia, Sciuridae. The record is from RefSeq and is a predicted model, not a curated record. The transcript has 2 exons. Gene Ontology annotation, molecular function: GTPase activity; GTP binding; structural constituent of cytoskeleton. Gene Ontology annotation, biological process: mitotic cell cycle; microtubule cytoskeleton organization. Bases 1 to 375 code for a protein of 124 amino acids. Gene Ontology annotation, cellular component: microtubule; cytoplasm.
AUGGAGUUUCGCGAUGAAACUCAGUUUACUGCUUCUGCAGUUCAUCUUACUUGUUACACCGCCACCACCAGGAGGGAGAUCUUGCAUCUGCAGGUUGGGCAGUGUGGCAACCAGAUCAGUGUCAACUUCUGGGAGGUGAUCAUCCAGGAGAAUGGCAUUGAUCCUACCAGUAUAUACCAUGGGGACAGUCAUCUGCAGUUGGAGCACAUCAACGUGUACAACUACAGCAAGGACACCGAUGGCAAGUAUGUGCCCCUCGCUGUGCUCAUGGACCUGGAGCCCAGCUGUAUGGACUUGAUGCACUUGGGCCCCUUUGAGCAGAUCUUCAGGACAGACAACUUUGUCUUCGGUCAGAGUGGUGCUGGAAAUGACUAA